AUGGCCGCCGCUGGUGGAUCAAUAGAAUGGUCUACCAAUGUGAAACCUAUUUUAACAGCACUUUAUGGACCCUUUUUCGACAAAAACGAUGCAGUGGAAAUAAUACAAGCUAUUAUAAAAAGUGAAAAUGAAUUUCAGAAGCAUGAAGAAGCGUACGACUUGUUUUACACAUGUUUUGCUUGCCUCUCAGCUCAUUUUAUCAGCAUUAAUGCUAAUAACAUACCUCCAGAUCAGUUAAGCACAGCUCAAGAUGCUUUUCGCAUUAUCCUUCAACAAAUCCUCAAGAAAUUGUCUGAAGCUGGGCAGAGCCAGGAGGACACUUCUAAUACGCUGAGCCCCAAUGUGUCUGUCAAGCAGCUGCUAUUGCCAAUUGUGGCCUUAUGUGGUAUUGACAGCAACGGUUAUCUCCCUUCGGAUCUUGUUAUUUUGCUGGCACUUCUGAAGACUGCUAAGCUACCACCUCAUGGAAACGCAAAUGAAAAUCAAACAACAAAGACUUCAAUAUCGAGUCCCAUAACAUCUCUCACAUCAAACACGUCUACAUCAGAGAAGCAACCGCCAACGAAUGCCCAAAGACGAUCUGAUGCACUGCUAGAACGGCUGACCAUGCCACUUCGCAGUCAAGUAUCUAAUGUAUUGCCUCCGGUUCCGUCUGCCAUUGGAGUCACAUCACCGUCGAGCAAAGACAGUAUCGAGAGUGCUAAGGAUGGAAAUGCUCAACUGUCUUCCAUUGAUAUAAAGAAGUGGGUGGCAUCCACGUGCGCUUCGCUUCUGAUGGAGCUGCGAGCGGGAUCCACAAUAUUGGCCAUCUGUUCGUCCCUGCCGUGCCUGCAGCGAUACUUGAACCGCUGGCAAACCGCCAAGGAAUCCGAUUCGGCACCGACAUUUCAUUCGGACGCCGCGCUGCUGUACUUCUUGGUGAACGAGGUGGAGGUGUGUCGCCUAGCGCUGUCCCUGCCUUGCCUGGAGCCCUUCAGUCCGGAGCGGAUCGUCACCCUCAGCGACGUCAGCGCCGCUUGGCUGCUCUGCGCUACCGCCCAGGCCACCCUCCACCAAAAGGACGAAGAGAGCGAAGCGCAGACGGCGACGAUCGUGGAGACCGCGCUCAACCUCUACAAUACCGUGGGAGACAUCUUCAAGCAGUCCACGCGUGCCGGAGGAUACGUGUACCAGAACCACUCGAUGAUCGGGGCGUGGGUGCUCGUCUGCGGCCUGCAUCACGCGCUGGGAGGCGCGCCGGGUCCCGUCCCGCCUGGCAAGAGUCCCGCCAAAGCGCCCCUCAGACCCUACAAUUUGACCAAAAUGCAGCAGAACCUGGGCGUGGUGUGGGUGGCGCUGGGCGGACGCUGCCUGUCGUGGCUCGGCGCCCUGCUGGCCGACGCCCGCCUCGAGGCGCUGAGCUCGGGCUCGGACGGCUCCGCGAGCACCCCGGCCUCGCUCCACAUCUCGACUCACCACUCGGCGCACCAGAGGGAGCUGAGGCUGGCCCUCGCCGCUCCUCUGCACCAGUUGCUGGUGACCCUCGGCGUAGUGUGUUACCGCAAGGCGACGAACCUCAAGCGCGCCGUGGUGCCGAAGGACCGGGACGCCGAAGCCGAUCGCUCCGAGGGCGCCGCCUUCUUCCGGGACAUGCGGCUGUGCUCGGAGGACUCCGAGACCGACGACGAAGACAGCGAACCUCUGUUCGGGCUCUGGUUCGAGUCGACGCUGGUGGCGCCCGACGCCGAAGACGACGGGCUGACCCGCCUCGGCGCCGCCGAAGUCGCCGACGCGGCGCCCGACGCGACCGAGCGGGGCAUCGUGCCCGACAAGGCCGAACCUUACUCGUACAUAUCGCUCGCGACCGACGUGUUCACCCUCCUGACCGACGAGAUAAUCGGCGGCGGCUUCGAGCGCCUCGGCGGCUUCGCUCUCCGGCUGCACGAGGCCCACCACGCCCUGUUGGCCGCGCUGGCCCGAGACCUGGACAGGGAGAGCGCCAGGACCGACACGGGAACGAUCUCGCCGUGUUUCGGCGCCCGUCUGGGCGCUCUCUACUCGGCGUUCAGUUCGGCGCUGGUGCGAUAUCUCCACACGCUGAGCGGCUCCCCGGCCUUCGCCGCCUCGAGGCCUUCGCUGCAGCAGCAACUCGCCUCCGCGGAGCGACCCAACACCGUCCCUUUACAGGUGGGGCCGCGCGUGGUGAAGCUGCUCGGCGGCAUGGUGCUGAGCAAGCCGGCUUCGGAGAGAGAGAACAGUAUCCUUGUGAUGUGGCACAACCUCGUCAAUACCCUGCAAGAGUACGCCUUGCAGCCGCCGCCCCCGCAGGACCACGAUUACGAAGAUCUCAACGUCGAACACGCUCAGCUCAUGGUGUACCUGUUUCAUUCGUUGACGCUGAUGCAGAAGAAGUCCGUCCUGCUCUCCACCGCCAACGCCAUCAUCAAGGUGGUGGAAACGCUGGGCAUAAACGACAGACAGCGCGCGAAGAUGCUGGCUCCGCACCGGCUGACGCUCGCGACCAGGCUGAUGCUGCUUCUGGAGUACCUCAUGAAACAUUUAUACGACGCCCCGCAGACGCUGCUGCAGCAGAUCGAAUGGAACCUCGUGGUGGCCACGGGCCUGGCCCGGCCCUCGGCGGAGACGUCUCUCGGCGAAGUCGGAACCGGCUCCGACGCCGGCCAGAAGACGCGCAUUUACUGCGAAGUGCCCUUCGUCGAGCAGACCUACCGGAGGCUGACGCAGGACGAGACCUCGAUGCGACCCAAGUUCUACGCGCUGACCGACACCAAAGUCAACAACCAGGAGAAUCCGAAGUUCGACGGGCUGGCCUGCAACUUCGUGCUCGGCACUCCGCACAAGUUGAAGUAUCCGGUGCUGGUGGACGCCCUCCUGGCCCUGCUCAACUGCGCCUGCGUCUGCGACUGUCGGAGCAAUCGCACCGCGGUGGCGGCUCGCGCCGCGGCGCACUACUGCUUCCAGACCGCUUGGAGGCUCGUGACGAGCAUGCCCCCGGCCACUCCGCACAUGGACAAGCUGCAGGCCGGGACGGCGGCCGACCUGCCUUCGCCUCUGCCGCUCUACGCCCUCGUGUGGGCUCCCCGCGCCGACGCCAAGAAGGCGUUCAACCCCUGGCUCAAGGACGCGCUCGUCAAACAGGGCAUGUACACGCAGUACGCCGAAAAUCUUCUGGCCGGAGUGAGCUCGUCGUGCGAUAACAUCAAAUACUCGGCCUGGCUGGCCUCGGAGACCAUCGAGCACCUGAAGGAGAACCUCCAAGACGGACUUCCGGCUCUCCUCGACGUGAUCUCUUGCGACGCGGCGUUGAUGCGCCUCAGGGUGUGCCUGGUGGACGCGUCCUCCGCGGCGGAGGCGCACCCCUUCGUGCCGCAUCUGCUGCGGCUGCUCGAGACCGUCCUCGCGUGUUGCAGGUCGAGCGCGAGCCUGGAGGCGGGGCCGGCGACGGAGGUGGCGCUGAGCGUGUGCGGCGUCGGGUGCGGCGCGGGCGCCGGGUCUCCGCCCCGACUGGGACCGGCGCUGAAGGCGCUGCUGCCGAGCGACGUGACCGCGCUGCUCGACUCCCGCUCGGCGGACCCGGCUUCGACGGUCGCGCCGUCCGAGGGCGCCGUGCUCGAGCUGGUGUCCGCGCACUGCGAGCUGAUGAGCGACAGGCCCGCCUACGGCGUCGGGCCCUCUCUGGCGAUGCUGGCUCGCUCGGCCGCCAGACUCCUGGAGAUCGGCGCGGCCGAGAUCGCCGACAGCCUCGAGCUGACGAGGAAGACGUUGGCGCUCAUCGUCCCCGCUCUGACCGACGGACGCCUCGAGUUCCUGGUCGAGCCGCUGACGGCCACUCUGAACUCGAUCGUGCCCCAGGCCGUCAAGGCGGAGGAGAUCGUACACGAGCACAUCCUGCGGACCACGUACCCCGCGCUCUGCGCCUACGCCCCCUCCGCGGAGGGGACGCUCGUGCACAUCGUGAGGUAUUGGGAGGAGAUACUGGAUCGUCAGGCCGGUCGCGCCGCCUACGAGGCCGUGUUCGUCGAAGGUGACCGCGAGUUCGUGCUCGGGAGGAUCCUUCUGUCGGCGCCCGACACCAGCAACCCUUUCACCGAUCGCAUCGUCAAGCUGUUCAUCAAGAUAUUCGCGGGCUGCGAAACGGAAGACGUGAGCCAAAGCCUGUGCGUCGGGGUGUGCAAGGUCAUCGGCGUCGCUGACCGCCAGAGCUUGUUGGACCUUCUCGGCCACAUCUGCAUUUGCGCACCGACCCUCGCGACGGUCGGCACGGCGAACGGCAGUCCCGCGGGGACGGAACUCCCGACUCCGACGGGCUCGGCCCCCGAAGGCCAUCCCGCCUCGCUCGCCCUGCGCAACGCCAUCCGCUGCGUGCUCUUCCGCACCGACGGCGACGCCGCCCCGCGCCCGGACCUGCCCGUCUUCGAGAAUCCUGUCGCGGCGACUCCGGCUCCGGGGGCUCAAUCGGAGACGAACGCCCAACAAUCUGGAAAUUCAGAGACGUGCAGCUGGUCGGACUGCAGCAAAGACAGCGCGGGGGCCACCGGGACGGGCGCGGGGGCGACCCGCGCCGAGGCGAGUUCGCCCGUGGGCGAGGGCACCCACGCCGCCCUUCUCACGGCGCUCUGCAAGCACGUCGUCCUGCACUGCGAAGAGGAGGCGAGCGAGCGGAUGCUGGUGACUCUGAUCGAAGUGAGCGGCGAAGGCUGUCCUCCUCCGCUGCUUCGAGAGAUGUGCCGCCUCGCGGACUCGCACUCGGGCACGCUCCACGAGCUUCUCUUCCCGGCCGCGCUGGCGUGGCUGUCCUCCUGCGUCGAAAGUCUCUGCAGCCCCGAGGUGCUGGAGAAGUUAGAGGAGGGCACGAUCGACAACGAGAAGACGUCGCCGCAGAUAGAGUCCGCGUGUACGCUGCUGUCGUACUUGGGCGACGCCUUGCACGCUAUCGGCGCUCCGCCCUCGCACGCAUGGCGAUCGGUCAGCCCGACCUGGGAAUCUCCUUCCGACCUCGGCUUCGACUUGGACUACGCCGACGAACAACAAGACGACGACGAUACGAGCGCCGACGAUUCCGACGAGGACGCGGUGCUCACCAACAAGCUGUGCACCUUCACCGUUACGCAACGCGAGUUCAUGAACCAGCACUGGUACCACUGCCACACGUGCAAGAUGGUGGACGGCGUCGGAGUGUGCACGGUCUGUGCGAGGGUGUGCCACCGCGGUCACGACAUCUCCUACGCCAAGUUCGGCAACUUCUUCUGCGAUUGCGGAGCCAAGCCGGACUUCAGCUGCCAAGCCCUGGUGAAGCGCGAGAAGUCUUCGGGCGGCGGCCGCCCCGCCGAGGAGGCGCCCCCGGCGCCGUCCCUGCGCCGUCGACCAUCCAGCCCCACGCCCGCCGCUUUGCUGGCCCCGCCCAGGAGGCCCGUGCUGGCUCACAACAUUCAGGGUUGCCGAAGCUUCCUGGCGAGCUACGGAAAGUGGGAGUGGUGCCUCGAACGCGUGCGCACGCUGCUGUGCGCGCUGGCGGGCCCCGUGCGCGCCGCGUGCGAGCGGACGGCCGCGGUCGGAGCGCACGGCCGAGCGCAGAGGGCGCUGGCGCAACUCCACCUGGGCGAAAAGAAGUUCUCGCACACGGACUCGCUCAUGCUGCCCACCCUAGGUUCUCAAGAAGGCGCCUUCGAAAACGUGCGAAUGUCGUACACGGGAGAGAACGGUCAGACCAUCAGACAGCUAAUAUCGGCACACAAGCUGCGCCGCGUGGCCAUGUGCUGCUUGGCUUCGCCGCAGGGCCGGAGGCAACACCUCGCCGUCUCGCACGAGAAAGGCAAAAUAACGGUGCUCCAGCUGUCGGCCCUCCUGAAGCAAGCCGACUCGUCGAAGCACAGGCUGACCCUGACUCGGCUGUCUUCGGCCCCGAUCCCGUUCACCGUGCUCAGCCUGAGCGGGAACGCGGCCAACGAGGACCUCUUGGCCGUGUGCGGCCUCAAAGAGUGCCACGUGCUCACCUUCAACUCUGGCGGAGCCGUGGCGGAUCAUCUGGUGCUGACGACCGACCUGGAGGCGAACAACUACAUAAUUAAAGCCAUCUGGCUGCCGGGCUCGCAGACGCAGCUCGCGCUCGUCACGUCGAACUUCAUCAAGAUAUUCGAUCUCAGCAAGGACCUCGACAGUCCCUCGCAUUACUUCCUCGUGCCCAGCGGAAAGGUCCGCGACGUGACGUUCGUGAACCAAGAGGGAGUGAUGAACAUGCUCUGCAUGAGCUCGGCGGGUCACAUCUACUGGCAGCCGCUGAGCGAGGAGUCUCGGGCGACGCUCGGCACCUUCUACGUCACCAACACCUUGGAAGUGUUGCACCCGGAGAUACAGGACGUCGCGGGGUUGGUGGGCGGAGGUGGAGUUUCGAUCUACUACUCGCACACUCUGAAGAUGCUCUUCUUCUCGUACGCUCAGGGAAAGAGCUUUCUCGCCCCGCUCAACUCGGUCGAAGACAGCGUCAAAGGCACCGCCAUGAUCACGGUGUACGGCGGAGGGGGUGGCCCGAAGGAGGGCGGGCGCGGCAAGGGCGGCGCCCAGUCUCUGCUGCAGUGGGCCGAAGUGCCCGGACACCCGGGCCUGCUCACGGCCCUGAUGCAGGCCUCCAACAAUCCCGUCGUGCUCAUGCUCACGCCGGCCGGAAUUCACGUGCAAGAGAUCAAGGUGGUGCCGGCCAAGGCGAAGAUCACCGACAUGGUGGCCGUGCGGCACUGGUGCGGCGCCGGCGAGCAGAAGAGCACGCUGAUCCUGCUGUGCGAGGACGGAAGCCUGCGCAUGUACGCCGCCGAUCCCGCCCGGACGGGCUUCUGGCUCUCCGGCGCCGUGCAGCCCGUGCACGCGCCGCGUAGGCGCGCCCGCCCCGUCAAGCCCUCGCACGCGCACACCGCCCCCCGGAAGCAGCAUCAGCCGACGCCGAAGACGAGCGACGGCGCUCCCCAAUUCCCGAUAGACUUCUUCGAGCACUGCCACGAGAUGAGGGACGCCGAGUUCGGCGGCAACGACCUCCUGCAGGUGUACAACACGGCGCAGAUCAAGCAUCGGCUGAACACCACCGGCCUCUACGUCGUGUCGACCAAGAUGAGCGGUUUCACAAUGGAAGUCACGAACUCCGACCCCAACACGGUCGUGUGCGGGAUUCGAGUCCUGCUCGGCAGCCAGGACGUCGCCAGGACCCCGACUUACGUCGAAAUAUACGGCAGAGCGGUCCCGACUAUGGUGGUUCGCAAUCGAUGGUUCGACAUUCCUCUCUCGAGAGAAGAGUCGUUGCAAUCCGACAAAAAGCUCUGCGUCGUCUUCGGUCCCUCGCAAGAUCCCGACGGCGUCACCAUGGUGGAUUCCGUGAAGAUCUACGGAAAGAACAAGGAGCAGUUCGGUUGGCCGGAGGAGAACGAGGACCCGGCCGCCUGUCCGUCUUCCGGCAGAGUGGCUCAGGAACCCGAAGGCGCGGCGGGCGCCGCCGACGGGCCCGGCGCCGUGGAGCGUCUGGCGUGCUCGGCUCUCGAGGUGCUAGAGCUGAGCGCCGGCGCGUCCGUUCGCUCGGGCGUCUCGGCGGGAGCGGACGCGGCCGCGGACGCCGCCGAGAGCCUGCUGUGCGUGCCCGCCUCUCCGCCGCUGCACGCGAGGGCCCAGUGCCUCCUGCGCGCCGUCUACCAGGGCGACUAUCAUCAGCGCAAGGACCGGGCCGUCCUGCGGUACGUGUGCGCCUCCCUGCGAGAACUGCGCGACGCGACGGACGCUCGCAACGUGGACCCCGAGGCGUACUUCCGCCUCGUGCUCCUCGCUCGCUCCGUGGCCGUCGCGCGUCCGCACAACUUGGUUCGAUUCACGGCGCCGACGCCCGCGAAGCCCGCCGACGGCGACUGGUCCGCCCUGUGGAAGGGAGACGCGCCGGGCGACGAGCCGCACGCGUGCGCCUUGCUGGUGAGCGUGCUCUGGAAGUUGGCGGCCUGCAAGAGCCAGGCGCGAGGCCCCCCCGGCAUCCUGUCUUACGGCUUGAGACACGCCGAGCACACUUUGCACGCCCUGGCCGACAUCAUACAUGCGUUCCAACUCAACUCCGACCCGGAAUGUGUCGAAUUCGGCAAUCAAAUCUACCUGUCGCUCCUCCUCGCCGAAGACCAGAACAUCAGCUUCGGCGCGAAGACGGCUCUCGUGCGAGUGCUGCGCCCUCGGGUGAAGAGGCGACGCGUCUACAUUCCGUCUCCGCCGAACACGCCGGGAGCCGGCUCGUCGGCGAACGCCGCUCGCGCGAGUGGCUCGGCGGCUGAGGUCGCGGCCUCGGAGCCCGAGCUCGGCGCCCGGCGGGAGCCUCGAUACGUGGACGUCGACGACUCGCUCGAACCGAUGGUGCUGCUGGCGCCCGACGGAGGUCUCGAGGCGCUGCUGGACAUUCCGGCAGACGCGGACGACGAGACGAUGGUGGAACUGGCCAUCGCGCUGUCGCUGCAGGAACAGGAGCAGCCCCGGAGGCAGCAGCCGCACACGCCCACGGCGCCGCCGCCGCCGGCGCCCGGCUUCAGCGACGCCAACGCCUCGCCUAACGGCUCGGACGACGAAGGCAGCACGGCGGCGACGGACGGCAGCACCCUGCGGACGUCGCCUGCCGAGGCGGCGGGAUCGGCCGGCGAGGAGAGCGGUGGUUCCGGCGCCGACAGCAUCGGCGGAGUGUCCGGCCGCAGCAGCGUAUACGCCGGGCCUUCGACCUCGUCGUCGCAGCCGGUGGCGUCCACGUCCCGCGGCCCCGAAGCGGAGAGCGAGACGCGCAAGCUGCACGCGCUGCGCCUGUCUCUGCUGUCCGCCGCGCUGGACGCCCUGCCGACCCUCAGGAACUUACCGGGAGUCAGAGCUAUUCCGUUCGUCCAAGUGGUGCUGAUGCUUGCCGGCGACUUGGAUUCUAGUGUCGAAGGGGACAGAGCGCUCCUGGAUCUCCUGCUGGAGGUUCUGAUCGGCGAGCUUGACAUUCAGAGCGAGGAGCCCUCGGGCGAAGAUCGCGACGCUCGACGAGACUUCCAGUUGGCCAUCGCCAGGUUGGAAACGCUGGCCUCGGAACCGGCCUCCGCCGACGACAGCGCCCCGCCCGUCUACGAGAGGACCAAUCGCAGAGAGCUGCAGCUCGUCAUUAUGAGACUGCUGAGCGUGCUCAUGAGCCGGUGGAAGACCUGCGGGUCCCGCGAGCACGCGCCCAGCGCGUCGUGCGCGGCCCACGUGUCGCGAUUGGCCGCGGCCGCCUUCGUGCGUGCCGGCGCCCCCGGCCACUGCUACGGCGUGCUGGCCGCGCUGCUGCCUUAUUGGCGGCAGAAGAACAGCAGCAACGCGGCCGCCUCGACUCCUACGCGACAGCUUCUCAAGCCUCAACCGCCGCAGCCGCUGCCCGACAUGCAGCCGUUCUUCGUCAAGGAGUACGUCAAGAGUCACGUCCUGGACGUAUUCGAUAACUACCCGCAGCUUUUGAUGGAAAUGGCGGUUCGUCUUCCGUACCAGAUCCACAAGCACUGCGAUUCCUCGCAUUUCGAUUCUCGCUGGCGCACUCUUCUCUGCGAGUACAUGAUGAACCCUCAGACGCCGCUCAGGAAACAAGUCCGCAAGCUCCUGCUGCUCCUGUGCGACACUCGAGAGCGCUACCGUCAGAUUCGCGACGUGCACGCGCUCGACACGCACCUGAACGCCGCGCGGGCGCUGCUGGCCACGGACCCCGCCUACGACAAGCUCGUUCGGCUCAUGGAGCAUCUCAAGGCGUGCGUGGAGAUCGUUACCCCUCGCACGGGCAACUGGCAGCACGCGUGCCGCUCGGAGCGGCGCGAGACCCUGCCGUGGCUGCUGGGCGCGGCCAGGCGCCUGCACCCGCACGUGGCUCCCACCGUGCUGCAGCUGCUGCAGGCGGCGCUGUGCCCGCCCGGCGCCCAGCCCGCGCACGCCGCCCAACCGGCCCAGGCCGGCGCCAAAGACGCCAAGGCGCAGCCCGAGUGGCCUAAGCGCGAGCGCAGCGCCGACAGCGACGGCUACGUGUCGGACGCCUCCAAGUUCCAAGAGCAGAGAGUGCCCGACCUCGUGGCCCAGAUACACAAACAGGUGUCUCAGGAAGAAUUGAAACUUUUCGUGAAGGCCUUCCUUCUGGAGACCAAUUCGACCGCGGUUCGUUGGCAAGCGCACGCGCUGCUAUUGGCCAUUUACAACAACUCGUCUCCGAACAAGCAAGCAUCUCUGGUGGCGCUGCUUUGGAGUCUGUGGCCCACGCUGCCGCAGUACGGACGCAAGGCGGCGCAAUUCGUCGACCUGCUCGGCUACUUCACGCUCAAGACCUCGAAGGUCGACGGCUCGGAGUACAUCGGCAGCGCGGUGGACCUUCUGCGCAACCAGAACCGUCUGUUGACGUCCCACGGGAACUCGGCUCUGUACGCGUCUCUGGGAGCGUACGUGGAGCUCGAGGGCUACUACUUGGAGUCGGAGCCCUGUCUCGUGUGCAACAACCCGGAGGUGCCCAUGGCCACCAUCAAGCUGCCCACGAUAAAGAUCGACUCCAAGUUCACGACCACGACGCAGAUCGUGAAGCUCGUGAGCAGCCACACGAUCAGCCGCAUCAGCCUGCGCGUCGGAGACAUCAAGCGCAGCAAGAUGGUGCGCGGCAUCAACUUCUACUACAACAACCGCACCGUGCAGGCCGUGCAAGAGCUCAAGAACAAACCCGGCAUGUGGCAUAAGGCCAAGCGCGUCCAGCUGCAAUCCGGACAGACCGAAGUGCGGGUGGACUUCCCGCUGCCGAUAGUCGCCUGCAACCUCAUGAUGGAGUACGCCGACUUCUACGAGAACCAGCAGGCCACCGGGGAAUCUCUUCAGUGCCCGCGCUGCUCGCAGUCGGUGCCCGCGAACCCCGGGGUGUGCGCGAAUUGCGGCGAAAACGUCUUCCAAUGUCACAAGUGCCGGGCAAUAAACUACGACGAAAAGGAUCCCUUCCUGUGUCACGCGUGCGGCUUCUGCAAGUACGCCAAGUUCGACUACACUCUGAUCGCCAGACCCUGCUGCGUCGUCGAUUCCAUCGAAAACGACGAGGAACGGAAGAAGACCGUGCAGACAAUCGGCACUCUGCUGGACAAGGCCGACCGCGUCUACCGCCAGCUGAUUGCCAACAAGCCCCACUUGGAGUCGCUCGUGCACAAGAUAAGCGAGCACCGCGUGGACGGUCGACCGGACGAGAACAGCAACACGGCGACCGCGGCCCUGGGAGGGGGUCAGGUCAACCGCGUGAUCCAGGCGCUCGCGCACAAGUACUGCGUCGAGAGCAAGGGGCACUUCGAGGACCUCUCCAAGAUCAUCCAGAAGGUGCUGGCCUGCAGGAAAGAAUUGGUCGCCUACGACAAAGCUCAGAGCGACCGACAAAACGGAGAGGCUUCGCCCGCGUACUCCGUGCUCGCGCAGAACUACGACGGCGAUCUCGCCAAGGAGAGCGGCGGCUCGUGCUACGGGUGCUCGCUGUGUACGGCGGAGCACUGCCUGACACUGCUGCGGGCCCUGGCGUCGCAGCCUGACAAGAGAGCCGCCCUGUGCGGCGCCGGCCUCGUGCACGAGCUCGUGCAUCACAAUCUGCACCGCGGCACGCCGCAGAGCCAGGAAGAGGUGCGCGCCCUGAUCUGCCUGGUGACUCGAGACAACUUGGCGGCCACCGAACGCCUGUGCACUCUGCUGACGCAGCGCAUCACUCUGUCGCUCGUGGGGCACGCCGCCUCGCAGGACCACAACAACUCCGUGCGGCCCCUGGUUCUCCUCUUGGGAUCGCUGGUGAAAGUCCAGGACUCGAUCGAAUGUUGGGAGGUGAGGCUGCGAUGCGUCGUGAAGCUGUGGGUCUGGUGCUGCCCGAAAGUGAGCGAAGUGGCAGGGAUCCCGCCGGCCGCCCAAUACAUCCUCAAGGACGAGGCGUUGGUCGACAUGCCCGGCAUCAACACCUCCUCGCCCAACUCUCACCAAUUCGCCCUUCAACAAGUGGCCCUGCCUUGUCUCCGCUACAUGCAAGAGCUGAUGGCUCCGCUCGCCGCCGCGCCGUCCGCCGCGCCGUCCGCCCUCUCCGCUGCGGCCUCCGCGACGGACGAUCGAGUCGAGGAAGUCAAGGUACGCGUCGUCGAAUCGUAUCGUGUACGCGGUCGCCGGACGACCGUAACGCCGGACGCGUGUCCGCAGGAGGGCGACGAGCCGCCGAAUCGGACGGGCGACCUCGUCGUCGACCUGGCGGCGUGGCUGGCCGGCCGAGUGUCGCAGAGGGAGUGGCGCAGCCUGGCCGCCCCGGAGGCCGCGCCGCCCGCCGACUGCGAGCUGCCGCCGAGGGACCUGCGUCUGGCGCGCGAGUGCGUCGGCCGGUGGAGGCGCCGGGUGCUGCUCGGCCGCGGCAUGCGGCGCGUCAGCCUGUCGGACGGCGGCUGGCUGCGGCCCGUCAUGUUCGACCCCAGCUCCCGCAUCGCGAGGGACACGGCCUGCCGAGUCGUCGCGUCGCUGUGCGACUCGUACGAGCGGACCAAAGCGGUGCUGAUUCUGUUGACGAGCUUCCUGCCCGAGGUGGGCGCGGCCGGGGAGGCGAGCGAGCAGUUCCUUCAGCUGUAUCAACGACUAGCCGCGAAGAGCCCGUGGAAGCAAUUCCUGGCGCUGCGGGGCGUGCUGCAGCAGAUAGCGGAUCUCAUGACUGACGAGAUCGAGCAACUGCACCGCCUCGAGGAGACCACGCUCACCUCGGACCUGGCUCAAGGAUACGCUCUUCAGCGUCUCACGGAGUUGUUGGCGAUGUUCCUGGAGGAGCCGGGGGCGCGGAGGGCGUACAAAGGCCGGCUGGUGGGAGCCGUCCUCGGGGGCUACCUCUCUCUGCGUAGGCUGGUGGUACAGAGGACCCGCCUCACGGACGACACGCAGGAGAAGCUGCUGGAGCUGCUCGAGGAGAUGACCACCGGCACCGAAGCGGAGACGGCCGAGUUCAUGGCGGUGUGCAUAGAGACCGUGCAGAAGUACCCGCUGCACGACUACCGCACUCCGGUGUUCAUCUUCGAACGGCUCUGCUCCAUCAUCUACCCGGAAGAAAACGACGUCGGCGAAUUCUUCCUCUCUCUGGAGAAGGAUCCGCAGCAGGAGGACUUCUUGCAGGGCCGCAUGUUGGGCAACCCGUACUCGUCGGGAGAGCCGGGAAUGGGGCCCCUAAUGCGCGACGUCAAAAACAAGAUCUGCACGGACUGCGAGCUCGUGGCUCUGCUGGAAGACGACAACGGGAUGGAGUUGCUCGUCUGCAAUAAGAUCAUGUCCCUGGACUUGCCCGUCAAGGAUGUCUACAAGAAGGUGUGGUGCACGUUGGGAGAGAGUCUGGAGGCGAUGCGCGUCGUGUACCGUAUGAGAGGCCUUCUCGGAGACGCCACCGAAGAGUUCGUGGAGACGCUCAGCCAGACCAACGCCGAAGCCGUCGACGACGAGCAGACGUACCGCAUGGCCAACGUGCUGGCGGACUGCGGCGGCCUGGAGGCGAUGCUGCGGCGCUUGGCGGCGAUCCAGCGAGUGGGCGCCGCGCGAGCCCUAGUGUCGACCCUGCUGCGCCUGUUGAGUCUGUGCGUGCGCGUGCGCCGCUGCGUGCGCGUGCUGACGAGUACGGAAACGCGCGCCCUGCCCGUCCUCUUGCACGCGCUCACGCUCGCCGCCGCCGAGGAGAAGGACAUGCCCAGGGCCGAGCUCGUGCAUCAACUGCUCGAGAUAAUGGAGCGCAUACUCACCGUGGCGGCCAGCGAGAGCUUGGAGUCGUUCCUGCAAUUCUCGCUCACGUUCGGCGGCCCGGAGCACGUGCAGGCGCUGCUCAACUGCACCGAACUGACAGCGAUCCGCAACAACUCCGUGUCUCUCGGCCACCUGAUGCGCGUUUUGGCCGCGUUGGUGUACGGCAACGACCUGAAGAUGGCGAUGCUGGUGGAGCACUUCAAGCCGGCGCUGGAGUUCGAGCGCCUCGACGCCGAGCAGUGGGGCGAGCGCGAGUUCCGCAUCGAGCUGUUCUGCGCGCUCUGCGCCAACAUCGAGAGGAACAGCGUCGGAGGGACGCUCAAAGACUACCUGAUCUCGCUCGGCGUCGUCCGCGACGCCUUGGACUACAUAGUGAGACACGCGCCGUGCGUGAAGCCGACGCUGGUCUGCACCGACUCCGACGAGCUGAAGGAGUUCAUAAGCCGGCCGGCUCUGAAGUUCAUCCUGCGGUUCCUCACCGGCCUGGCCUCCGACCACGAACCGACUCAGAUGCUGGUGUGCGAGAAGGCGAUCCCGAUAGUGCAUCGGCUCGAGCAGGUGUCCUCCGGGGAACACGUGGGCUCCCUGGCCGAGAACCUUCUCGAGGCGCUCCGGUCGCAGCCGCAGUGCGCCGACAGGGUGCGGCAAGUGCGGGAGUUCACCAGACAGGAGAAGAAGCGCCUCGCGAUGGCCGUGCGCGAGCGGCAGCUGGGCGCGCUGGGCAUGCGCAGCAACGAACGAGGGCAGGUGACGGCGCAGUGCUCGCUCACGCAGCAGGUGGCCGACCUGGCCGAGGAGGCCGGCGCCGUGUGCUGCAUUUGCCGCGAGGGAUACAAGUACCAGCCCACGAAGGUGCUGGGCGUCUACACUUACACGAAGCGCUGCCCCGUGGAGGAGGCGGAGGCGCGCCCGCGCAAGACCCUCGGCUUCACGACGGUCUCGCAUUAUAACGUCGUCCACGUCGAGUGCCACAUGGCCGCCGUGAGGCUGCAGCGGGCCAGGGACGAGUGGGAGAGCGCCGCGCUGCAGAACGCCAGCACUCGCUGCAACGGCCUGCUGCCGCUGUGGGGACCCAACGUGCCCGAGUCGGCCUUCGCCAGCUGCCUCGCCCGUCACACCACCUACCUGCAGGAGUGCACGGGCCACCGCGACAUCGGCUACCAGUGCACGGUGCACGACCUGAAGCUGCUCGCGUGGCGCUUCGCCCGCGGCCGCACCUUCCACGACGACACGGGCGGCGGAGGCCCGCUCUCCAAUAUGCAGCUGCUGCCGGCGCUGCUGCACAUGGCCCUCUACGUCAUGAACACCACCCGCAUGGCGGCUCGCGAGGCCAACGCCGUGAACGAGUUCCUGUCCUGGGCGCCGGCCAAGCGCCUCGAGUCGGCUCACGAGGCGGACGGCGCCCUCUACUACGCGACGCUCGCGCUGCUGGUCCUGCCGCCCGCCGAGUGGCGGCGCAACCGCGUGGAGGUGCUGCGUCGGCUGCUGAUCACGGGGCAGGCGCGCUGCGUGUCGUGCGGCGUGCCGCUGCACGCGCUGUCGCCCGAGCAGCGCGUCCCGAGGCCCUGGGCCGACCUCAAGGCCUUCGCCGUGUUCGCCGCCCUCGUCGACCAGCUCUACGGGGUCAUGUUCAAGAACGUGUCGGCGGCCUCCGCGGAGCAGUGGCCCGUGAAGCUGGCGGAGUACAUCCGCGUGAGCGACGAGGCCAACGCGAAGGCGGCCGAGCGCAUCGUGGCCACGCUGACCGACGAGCUGCUGCCCUGCACCUCCUUCGCCGAGUUCUGCGACGCGGCCGGCUUCCUCGAGGACUUCCCCGACCCCGACGCGUUUCUUUCGACUGUCUUCGAAGACCUCUGA
Pieris macdunnoughi is the source of this 15609-nucleotide messenger RNA. Lineage: Eukaryota; Metazoa; Arthropoda; Insecta; Lepidoptera; Pieridae. The record is from the annotation of a GenBank genome assembly.